This is a messenger RNA of Nicotiana attenuata, 1893 nucleotides long. RefSeq names its product F-box protein At5g03100-like. Bases 63 to 1673 code for a protein of 536 amino acids. Lineage: Eukaryota; Viridiplantae; Streptophyta; Magnoliopsida; Solanales; Solanaceae. The transcript has 3 exons. The record is from RefSeq and is a predicted model, not a curated record. Gene Ontology annotation, molecular function: protein binding.
AGAAUUUACUCGUAUUAGAGCGAGGAGACGAUUCAAACCCUUUUGGACCCAAAAUUAAUAUCAUGGCUUCUUCCGGCGACUCCAGCCAAGAUUCUUCCGGCGACUCCAGCCUAGAUUCCGCCUGCGACUCCAGCCAAGAUUCUUCCGGCGACUCCAGCCAAAAUGACGGCUUUACAACUAGUAGUAGUAGUAAUUUGAUAAAUCAUCGAUCUUUGAAGAAACAAAAGUUGAGCGUGACCAAAACCCUAGAUCGUAUUAGUCAGUUGCCGGACUCACUGCUAGCUCAAAUUCUCUCUCUUUUGCCUACGACAAAGGAUGCAUUCAAAACCUGUAUUCUUUCUAAAAGGUGGCGCUACCUCUGGGCUUCAGUUGAUAACCUCAAUUUCACUCGUACAAGUUACCGGAAAACAAGCGAUUUCGUAUCCUUUAUUGACUAUGUGAUAGCUCAUUUUGUUUCUUCCAAAAUAAAAAGAUUAAAGCUCGACUGCAGUCACCUGUCUCGGUACAAAUCGCAUAUGAGCCAGUGGCUUAGUUUUGCUGUUGAAAAAAAAGUGGAAGAUUUUGUGUACUGGUCAAAUUCGAAUAGAAACGGUUGCACAUUGCCUGAAUCUUUCUACACCUGUUCCUCGUUGGUAACAUUACAUUUGACAUUUUAUUGCUUUGAUUCUGGAGCCGUCAUAAAGUGGAAUUCUUUAAAGAGCAUAAAGUUGGAGUAUUUGGUGUUAUCCGAUGAGGAUAUUGCAAACUUACUGUCAGGCUGUCCUGCUUUAGAAACGAUGGAAUUUGAUUCAGUUGGAGGAUUUCUUCGAGUGGAAAUUAAUUCUUUAAAUUUGAAGAGACUGUAUUUGAAAGGUUUUACGUUUCCUAGUGAUGGACGUGAUCCAACCUUGGAAAUUGUUGCCCCAUAUCUUCAUCAUUUAGAGAUUUCAGGAGUUCAUCUCAAAUGUAGGCUUGUAGAUGUUUCCUCCUUGGUUACUGCUAUUCUUACUUUCCAUACUCACUGUAUCAAAGAUGGCCAAGCUCUUCUUGAAGAAGAUGCUGAUGACGAGGAAGACAAUUGUCGUGAUUCACAUCAAUUUUUUGGGAUCCUCGUCCGAGAUUAUCUUCAAAAGUUGAGAUGUGCAUCUGAGCUAACAAUAGGAAAUUGGUUUAUAGAGGUUAUGUGCAUGUUGCAGUUCAAAGGGGUGCAUAUUCCUGAAGUAAAAUGCAAAUAUCUAACAUUAGAGGAGUUGCAUCUGGAAAAGUUUAAUUUGUUUGGAGUAGCUGGCCUUUUGCGAGCCUUUCGUCAUGUGGAGACACUCAACAUAGACUUUGCUACUGCUAAGUUUAAUAUUGCCCGUUGCAACUUUGGGUUAAGAUAUUCAGCCAAAGGAGAAUCUAUUGAUUUGCAGAGCUGGACUUCAAGCUUUGAGUUUCCCAACCUCAAGAAUGUUAAGAUUGUUAUCUCCUUAACAUACUUGAAGGAUCAUUUAGAAUGCUGCUUUGACAAGCUUUUCAAACUUUCAGAAUUUCUGUUAAAGAAUGCAAAGGUUUUGGAGAAGUUGGUUAUCAUAUCAAAGAGAAGAGAGUGGGAGAGCUGUUGGGCGUCCCAAUACUUAAUUCGACUGGCUGAGAAAUUGUUAACUUGCCCUAGAUCCUCUGCCAACUCUGUAAUUAUGGUUCUCCAGGAGUGAGCUUUCUGUUAUUAGAUUGCUACUUGCAAGUAGAUUAAAAAAAGGUAUACUAGAAAAGAAAGAAUGCAAGUAGAUUUCUGUUCAGUUUACCAGUAAUGUUACCUUAUAUUUAGUUUUUGUAAUUACUGGUGAUGAAAAUCUUGAACUUGUCUAUGUAACUACUAACUGUUUGUUCCUGUUAUCUUAACCUUAUGAAGUACCUAAUGUUUACGGUUGCUAA